UACGUCCCGACCCGAGACAGGUCUUGACGUGGCUGGAACGCGUACCGGCAAGAUACUCAAGAAACGAGUAAUUAAAAGAUAUUCCUUAGCUGAGACCGGGUUUAGGAUUGUGCCAUGGCAAAAUCCAUCUCAUUAAAACCCAAACGUGAACUGCUAAACCCCAAUUUUGAUGGAUAUAAGCUGUCACUAGAUGGAGAUGUUACUGUAUACUCACAAAGUGUUAAUGAAGCCUUGGAGCCCAAGAAGAGCAACACCAGCUGCUAUCUCCGCACACGAAUAGAAGCCUUGCACAACCAUCUCUUCAAGGAUCCUUUUCAUGUUAACCAUAUUUAUUACUUCACCAGCAGAGGUCAUCUUAUCAAGCAUCAGUACUCAAAGGAUUCGAAGCUCAGCAGUAGUGAAGUGGUAUGGCAGGCUGAUAUGUCUGAGUUAAGUGAAGAGGAGGCUGAAGGGGACAGGUAUUUUGCAAGUCUUCACUUCCCCUCCGAAGAUCUGGCUGUUGUUACAAAUGGAAGAGGAAGUUUGCACAUAUUAGAAACAGGCGAUAGAACCACUACACAGAGCUGGCUGGAAUGCCUUCAAACAAACACGGAACGAGGGGUUAUCAUGCAGUCAUACAUAGAAGAUGGAGAUGACUACCAACGACACCUCCACUGCCUCAUAGUGUCAGUGACAACACAGCAGGAACUGAUCAGUAAUGAGCAGUAUGUCAUUGUGGAUGAAGGACUGAAGAAUGCAAAGGAUGUUGCUGUUCAUCUCCUCAGUUGGCUUGUCAUCACAUAUAAUGGUGCAACUUGGGAACCAGGACGAGUGAGAAGGCUGGCAGGAAGAGGCACCAUAGAAUACUGCUCCUUUGACACCGCAGCAUCAGGACUCAUCAUUUUGUGCCACAGCAACUAUUCUUUUGUGGAAGAUUCAGCAAGUCCCAUCUCAGCACCCAAGCCGAAGGAGAGAGUGGAGGAAAAGAAGAUGCCAAAAUAUACGUAUAUGCAGAAUGAUGAGGACCUUAUUGUAUACUUGAAUGUUGGACAAAUCACAAGGGAAGACCUGAAGGUGAAAGUCCAACCAAAGGAGCUCUGUGUCAAGAUCAAGGAUUCCACAGUACUCGAAGGACACUUCACUGACCUGGUUUCAGCAGACAUGGUCACUUGGACAAUAAGGGAGACUACACUAGAGUUAACAUUACCCAAGGCCUCAGAAGGGGUUAGAUGGAAGCAGCUCCUGGAAGGUGAUGAUGUGAGUGGAGAGGAAGUGUUCGAUCCGCAGUUAAUUGAAGAGGUCAAUCAAAGACUUGCACACCUUACAUCUGAUAAAUUGGACGACAACCCAGACCUUGACAAGCCGGCUUACAACCCAGAGCAGUUGGAGGCAUGCGAUGAAGCCCAGGAAGACUUGCUUCUGCUCCACUUAGACGGGAGUACACAUAAAACUGAUUCUCUCGGCCAACUGGGAGCAACACAGCACCUAUUUAAUUCUCAGGUUCAAGGCUCAGCUAUCCCUGCCUUCUGCAUUCGAAGUGAUGUUGAUGGCAUUCUAUGGUUACCAGAGAAGGACAGUUAUACCCAUGUUGCAACUUUCAAUGCUUUUGGCUAUGUGAAAGCCUCAAAAACAAUGGCUAAAUUUACCUGUGCUUCUGCUGACAACUCCUAUGUAGCCAUUGCAGAUGUGAAGAGCCACAUUUACGUGUUCUUCCAGUCAGAAGCAUAUAGUGGCGAACUACGGAAUCGCAAAUCUGGCAAGAGAAUGAAUACUGUAGCACGGCAGCUGGUGAUCUCAAUGAAGACUCAUGACGAGAUACUAGGGCUUCACUGUGAUACUGAUGUUCUCUUCGUGCUAACAGAGAAGACUCUGUAUGCUUAUGCCUUGCGCAGUUAGUUCCCAUGAUGUCAUGUUUUGUAAUGUUAGAAAGUCUGUCUGGUUUGUCAGAAUGAGAAAGAAUGUUUUGAUGUAACUUGUAGAUUAAUUAUGAAUGUGAAAAUUUGUUUACAGAGAGAAUAAAAUGUUUGUGAAACGAAAACGACAUUAUGUGAUGUAUGCUAAAAUUUUCUGGAAAUCAUUCCAUAUGAGAGUAAUUAAUCAAAGGAUGAUAUUAUUUUCAAGAAUCAGUAAAACAGAUUUCGUGUAAAUUUAUUCACAAGUGCACUGACUAAUAAAUGUGUGCUUUGAUAUUGUGUGGAAUUACUUAAUAUUUCCCUGGUCUUGUAUGAUUUUCAAUACCAUACACUGUCACAGUCCCAAACAUAUCAAAUGUUCUUCUUCAUCAUUUUUUUACUGAUGCAUCACCAGGUAACCCCUUGGAUCCGAAUGAUGUAACCGCCAUAUCAUGAAAAAAUUAGCCUGAUGGCUAGGUCCAUAAAUAUGCUGUCAUAAAAAGUAUUGACAGGGGGUCAUGGGUGAAGUGAAUAUACUGUGAAAAAAAUUUGGCGGAGGAUAGGGAUGGCAGAAGGCCAUUACAAGAAUUUUGGCUAAAGGCUGGAGUUACGGCAGGACUCGCCACAAAGCUCUAGGAGGGUGACUAGACUCAAUGGGCAUUAAGGAAGGGGUUCUUGUAUUUCCAUUAAUAAAUUAGUGUGGAAAGUAUCUUUACUUGCUUCAGGGAGGACACUAUUUCCAUGCUCAGAAUCCAAUUCUUGCCUGCUAUGAUUCAAGAUGUAUUACAGAAAAUUUAAUAUUGUGAAAAAAUAAAAAUGCCAUAAAUAACAUAAGGUUAGUUAUUGUUUUUGUUAUUGAGUACCUAGAGAGAUGAUAUGGAGUCAGUACAAGGAAAACAGUGUAUGACCAUCUUGGUACAACAUAUCAAAUGACAAAUAUACCUCUUGCAAAAUGGCAAAAAAAAACAAAAAAACACUUAAGUAGGAAUAGAGGUAAUAUUGCAUAGGGGAGGGAAGGAGUCUUGACACCACACAUGAGCGUUUGUGCAGGCUAGCUCUACAAAUAAGCCUAAUGCCCGGACCAUGCAGGCAGCAAGGUACUCAGAUCCAAGGCGUUAAUUAAAAACAUCUGCAAGGUUAGGUAUAUGUUUAGUGAAUGCAUUGUUAAGAUGCCUAAAGAGACUGUGAUUCAUUUACUAAACUUGAUAAACCUAGAAUUGAUCAGCUAACUUUCAUCCACACAGCCUCAGGCUAUAAUAUCCUCGACUGUUACUACUACCUUGCAUAUUCAAAAUACUCUGUUUACCCUCUAAUAGCAUCAUAGCAUAAUAUUUUGUGAUGCAUCAUAUUCUGUAAUGGUGGUUUAUCAUAAAUAAUAGAAAAAAAGUUUCUACAACAAAUAUCACAGCAUGUUUUGCAUGAUUCUGUGCUAGAAGUUAUAAUAACUGGUAUAAAAAGAAUAAGACAUCUUUUGUCUUUUGGGUAUUUCCAUGCAUUUAAUACAUUAAUAUUUCUUCCAUGUCAAACAAAAGCAAAUAUUGAAGAUACAUAUUCAUCUGUCAUAGUCCUGCUUCUUUGAACUAAAAUUAUCUGUAAAGAAAGUAAUUUUAAAGGGAGUUUCAGAUAGUUUCAUAUAGCGAAAGUGCCAGAAUACUGAAACAUUACACAUAGCUGCCUCCACAAGUGCUAAGUCACCAGUGAGCCAAUUAUAAGUACUACCUGUCCCACCUGCUUUACCGUUUCCUUGAUUUUUAAAAAUAAUUUCUGAUAUCUUAUACUGCUGGUAGUAAUGUCUGUAAUGCUAUAAUAAUAAUGUCUUUAAUGAAAAUAAUAGCAUUGAUACUCAUAGCAUUAUUA
Penaeus indicus is the source of this 3728-nucleotide messenger RNA. RefSeq names its product nudC domain-containing protein 1-like. The transcript has 10 exons. The record is from RefSeq and is a predicted model, not a curated record. Lineage: Eukaryota; Metazoa; Arthropoda; Malacostraca; Decapoda; Penaeidae. Bases 115 to 1875 code for a protein of 586 amino acids.